GCUGCACCAGCACGAGGUCUUCGGGAAGGGCAAGGAGGACUUCGUCGCAGGCUUCUAUUUCCUUCUGGACGGAAAUCCUUGGAGUGGCUUCAGCGGAUUCGUCACCUUCGUCAUCGUUUUCCGAUUAUCCGCUGCUUACUCGACCUACUGGGCCGCCUACACCACGACCAAUGGCUUCCUUGGAGAUUGGUCCGGCGCUGCGGCCUCUGCUGUGGCCUUCUGCCGCGGCACUGGGGCCAGCGAUGCCGAAGUCGAGGCCUUCCUGCAGAAAGUGAUCCGCCUCUUCAGCAUGCUCAGUGCCUGCGCCUUGCAGGAGCUGUCUCCAAGGAAGUCGCAUCAAGUAUGGGGUUUGCUCACACUGAAUUCCGGUGGCAUUGACAAGACCUCUUUGGCCACAUUGGAUGGCAGUGGCCAACGUGUGGACCUUUGCUACCACUGGAUCCAGCAGCUCAUUGUGGACAGUCAGCGUUCUGGUCUCCUUUCUGCUCCGCCGCCGAUGGUCUCCGGGAUGCUUGGGGAGCUAUCGUCGG
Molecule: messenger RNA, 530 nt
Organism: Symbiodinium sp. CCMP2456
Lineage: Eukaryota; Dinophyceae; Suessiales; Symbiodiniaceae
Source: the annotation of a GenBank genome assembly